Messenger RNA from Hippoglossus stenolepis (Pacific halibut), 4072 nucleotides. RefSeq names its product muscle, skeletal, receptor tyrosine kinase (gene musk). Gene Ontology annotation, molecular function: protein binding; transmembrane receptor protein tyrosine kinase activity; ATP binding. Gene Ontology annotation, cellular component: signaling receptor complex. The transcript is spliced from 17 exons. The coding region runs from base 212 to 3106 and encodes 964 amino acids. NCBI's taxonomy places the organism in Eukaryota, Metazoa, Chordata, Actinopteri, Pleuronectiformes, Pleuronectidae. Gene Ontology annotation, biological process: positive regulation of kinase activity; protein phosphorylation; multicellular organism development. The record is from RefSeq and is a predicted model, not a curated record.
CACACACAGACACACACACACAGUGACCGAGCUGGUCCAUGUAGAGCACAGAGCUCAUGGCCGUCACACGCAGACGCACACAGUGAAGAAACCCUCCAAGUGAGUCAACAACAAGGUCUCCUUACCGGGCCAUGGGAAUCUAACCAGCGGCAUACAGGCUACUGUGUACCAGUGAGGGAACAGUUUGUCCAGAGGGUCAUUUAGAGUCAGUAUGAAGACUGUGGAACCUCUCGCAGUGAUAAAGAUCCUUGUUCUGCUGGUUCUGGUCACCUCAAGCUACAGUCUACAGAGAGCCCCUCGUAUCAUCACCUUACUAGAGACAGUGGAUGUGCUGCUGGAUCACAAUGCCACCUUCAUCUGUGAGGUGCAGUCACGUCCUCCUGCUGACAUCAUGUGGACCAAGAACAACCAGCCGAUCAUGUACGACCCCCGCUACAUAACCAAGGAGCAGGGACAGAUGCUGAUCGUCCCUCAUGUGAGAGAAUCAGAUAACGGAGAAUACUGCUGCCUUGCCAAUAACGGCAUUGGAGAGUCGGCCAAGAGCUGUGGAGCGCUGCAGCUUAAGAUGAAACCUCAGAUCAAACGCCAUCCCACCAACCUGACGCUUCUGCUGGAAUCCAAAGCGGUGUUGCCCUGCGUGACGCUCGGAAAUCCCAAACCAGAUGUCACCUGGAUCAAAGAUGACGAGCUUAUUAAGAUCACUGACCGCGUGACCAUCCUCGACUACGGUGCGUUGAAGAUUCACAACAUACAGAAGGAGGAUGCAGGGCAGUAUCGCUGUGUGGCCAGGAACAGCUUCGGUUUGGCCUUUUCAAAGCCGGUCACUAUCGAGGUUCAGGCUCCGGCACGAAUCCUGCGGGUUCCAAAAGAGAAGAGAGUAGCGUAUGGCAGCCAGAUUAGCCUGGACUGUAACGCCACGGGGAAUCCGAUACCCACCAUCACCUGGCUGGAAAACGGGAACACUGUUUCAGGUGCAUCCGUGGAGGAGACGUUGGUGGGAGAGGUGAUUCUGUCCGUCCUGAAAGUGACGGUGAACAAGCCGGCUCUGUUCACCUGCCUGGCCUCCAACAGGCACAACGCCGGAGCCAACACCGUCAAAGCAACCGCAAGGGUCACCGUCGAAGAGUGGAGACUCUAUAAAGGUGUAACCGGCUACUGCAGCGCCUACCGCGGAGAUGUUUGCCGCAACAUCCUGCGAGACGAUUCGCUGGUUUUCUUCAACUCGUCCCUCUCGGACCCCGAGGACAUGCAGGAGUACCUGGUUCAGAGCUGGUCGGCGGAGCUGGAAGGCCUCAGUGCGACGUGCGGCCCCGCCCUGCGCUCGCUGCUCUGCCACGCCUCCUUCCCCGACUGCAACCCAUCAGGGUUGGGCCCGGCACCGAAACCCGUCUGCAGAGAGCACUGCCUGGCGGUGAAGGAGCUGUACUGCCAUAAGGAUUGGUUGGUGCUGGAGAGCAGCAUUUUGUUCCAGCCGGGCCACUUCAGCUCCGUCAUCGGGCCCCACACUCCCAGUUCACUGCUGCCCAAGUGUCAGGCCUUACCCAGUCUUCACUCAGACCCGGAGGCUUGCACACAUGUCCCCUUUCUGGACCUCAAGAGAGAUCACAUCACAACAACAUGUUACAAUGACAGAGGCCGUUUCUACCAAGGCAGCGUGAACGUGACGAGGUCUGGGAUCCCGUGUCAGCCAUGGAGCCAGCAGGUUCCCCACCAGCACCGCUUGUCUGUGGACGUCAUCCCAGAGCUGAGGAGCGCAGACAACCACUGCAGGAACCCGGGAGGAAUCAGCGACAAGCCCUGGUGUUACACCUCGAAUCCCAACAUACGCUGGGAGUACUGUGCCGUGCUGCAUUGUGGGGAGGCAGACACAGCGCCAGUGACGAAGCCGGAGUCGCAGGGCCCCCGUCAGCCGGCUCAUGUCCCCCCCACGACCCCGGUAUCGUCUCCAGCCUACUCCAUGUCCGUCAUCGUCAUCAUCCUCACUGGAGGGGCAGCUGCAAUCUUCCUCUUCAUCAGCAUCCUGGCCUGCCGCAGACGGAGGAAGCAAUGGAGGAACCGAAAGAGAGCGAUGGAGACCCCGACGCUGAGCGCUCUGCCGUCGGAGCUCCUGCUGGACCGACUCCACCCGAACCCCAUGUACCAGAGGGUUCCUCUGCUGAUCAACUCAAAGCUGCUGGCCCUCGAGUACCCACGAAACAACAUCCAAUAUGUCAGAGAUAUCGGGGAAGGAGCCUUUGGACGGGUUUUCCAAGCCAGAGCCCCGGCCCUGCUGCCCAUGGAGACGUUCACCAUGGUGGCUGUGAAGAUGCUGAAGGAGGAGGCGUCGGCCGACAUGCAGAACGACUUCCAGAGGGAGGCGGCGCUCAUGGCCCAGUUUGACCAUCCCAACAUCGUGCGACUCCUCGGCGUGUGUGCGGUGGGCAAACCAAUGUGUCUGAUGUUCGAGUACAUGGCCCACGGCGACCUCAACGAGUUCCUGCGCCGCCGCUCCCCGACCCAAUCGGUGCACACCCUGAGCUGCGCCAGCCUCUCGGGCCGCAGCUUCUCCACGGAGUCGGACGCGGGGCCGCUGGCCGGCGGCGAGCUGCUGUCCAUUUCCAAGCAGAUCGCCGCGGGCAUGGCCUACCUGUCGGAGCGCAAGUUUGUGCACCGCGACCUCGCCACCCGCAACUGCCUGGUGCGUGAGGAGAUGGUGGUGAAGAUCGCAGACUUCGGCCUCUCCAGGAACAUCUACUCGGCCGAUUACUACAAAGCCAACGAGAAUGACGCCAUCCCCAUUCGCUGGAUGCCCCCAGAGUCCAUCUUCUACAACCGCUACACCACCGAGUCGGACGUGUGGGCCUACGGCGUGGUGUUGUGGGAGAUUUUCUCCCACGGCAUGCAGCCGUACUACGGAAUGGGUCACGAGGAGGUCAUUUACUACGUGAGGGACGGCCACAUCCUGUCCUGUCCCGAGAACUGUCCCCUGGAGCUGUACAACCUGAUGAGGCUCUGCUGGAGCUCUCAGUCGUCGGACAGGCCCAGUUUCUGUAGCAUACAUCGGAUACUGGAGCGAAUGCAUCAGAACACAAUGAGCGUGAAUGCUGAGACCGAGGCCGACUGCUAACCUGGGAGAUUUUUACAAAAACACGUCUGUACCUGAGCAGGAAAACUUUAUAUAGUGAUUUAGUGCCUGAAACCCGACUGUACACUGAAAUACUGUGACUGUGCAGUUUUUAUCUUCAGGAGACGCAACCAAUCAGGAGACUUGUAAUUAACCAUCAUAUCACCAUAUUAUACCAUCGUCAUUUAGUAAUUCUUUAAUCCAGAUCCUUCUAUUAGACAAAUAUUGAAUGCAUGUAUGAACAGACUCUGACCCUGAGCACAUUGCCUUAAUGUGUAAAGACCUGAAACCACUAACGAGGCAGAUAUACCCCUAACCGUUAAUCUUUACUUCAUCCGUUGCAUGUUCAGUUUUUUUGGGGAUAUUUAUUGAUUUUCAUUUUCCGUCUCUCUUCCUGAUCAAGGUGAGACAAACGGCCCGACCACUGAACGAGUCUAGUUGGACUUGUUUAAGUCGCCUCGAGCAAAUUCCACAGCGGCACACAAUCACUUUAAAACACUGAUGCUGGUUGUUUAGUAGAAAAAGUUGCUAUUCCAGUUUUGGGGAUUCUUGAGAUAUAUUUUUCAUCAUGUUGUUGUUGAUCAUGUCUUUUUUUCUUGAUUUCAGAAAAAUCUAUAUACGACCCUGACGGAAACAGACAUUUAAUUAUUUUAUAACUUCUCGGUUCCUUUCUUUAUAAUAAACUCUUCAGUAACUAAAAAGAUUCUGCUGAACUUUUUUAAUUGGUUCUCACAGAGACAGAAAUUCUUUGAUAUCAAACUUUAUUCGUCAGAUUAUUUCAUUGUCAUAUUCUGACACAAUUUGGUUCAGCAGUUUUUGAUUUGUUUUUUUUAAAUGUAUUUAAUUAAUAUAAAAAUGUCGAUGUUGCCUUUCAGAUGAAUAACACGUUUUAUCUUUGUUUUUAAAUGUGGUGUGAUUUUAUGUUUUUGUUAUUUGUUAUGUUACAUAAAUGAUAAAAUCUUCCCUACA